Messenger RNA from Marmota flaviventris (yellow-bellied marmot), 1446 nucleotides. Its product is annotated as steroid transmembrane transporter SLC22A24-like. Gene Ontology annotation, biological process: transmembrane transport. The record is from RefSeq and is a predicted model, not a curated record. NCBI's taxonomy places the organism in Eukaryota, Metazoa, Chordata, Mammalia, Rodentia, Sciuridae. Gene Ontology annotation, molecular function: transmembrane transporter activity.
AUGGCCUUUCAGGACCUCCUGGAUCAAGUUGGUAGUCUGGGGAGGUUCCAGAUAAUUCAGAUGGCUUUUCUUCCUAUCUACAAUGCCAUGGCACAGACUCAUACUUUAUUGGAGAAUUUCACUGCAGUCAUCCUUGGUCAUCGCUGCUGGGUCCAUAUACUCGAUAAUGCCACUGUCUCUGACAAUGACACUGGGACCCUCAGCCAAGAAGCCCUCCUGAGGAUCUCCAUCCCACUAGACUCAAACCUGAGACCAGACAAAUGUCAUCGCUUCAUCCACCCACAAUGGCAGCUCCUUCAUAUGAAUGGAACCUUCUCAAACAUGAGUGAGGUGGACACGGAGCCCUGCAUGGAUGGCUGGGUAUAUGACCGGAGCUCGUUCCUCUCCACCACCGUGACUGAGUGGGACCUGGUAUGUGAAUCGCAGUCACUGAAUUCAGUGUCUAAGUUCUUCUUCAUGGCUGGAAUGUUGGUUGGAAACAUUGUAUAUGGCACUUUGUCAGACAGAUUUGGGAGGAGGUUACUUCUGACAUGGUGUCUUCUCCAGCUGGCCGUUGCUGACACCUGUGCUACCUUUGCUCCCACCUUCCUGGUGUACUGUUCACUACGCUUCCUGGCUGGCAUGUCCACCACGACCAUCCUGACAAAUGCUAUUCUUCUCAUUGUAGAAUGGACAAGUCCCAAAUACCAAGCUAUGGGAACAACAAUGGCAGUGUGUGCUGCUAGUUUCGGGAAUAUCCUACCGGGAAGCCUGGCUUUUGCUAUUUGAAACUGGCAUACUCUUCAGCUGGUUCUGUCUAUACCGAUGUUCUUCUUUUUUAUUUCCUCAAGGUAUGAUGUACAAUAUGUGGUGAGCACAGCUUUGGAGAUAAAAGAUGAGGAAGACAUAAAGAGCACCAAUAUGGCUGUGGACAGUCAGAGGGUCAUAUUUGCAAUAGUGCUGCCUACUUUUGGCUUGAAUCUCCACCUCCAGCACCUGGGGAUCAAUGUUUUCCUGGUCCAGGUUCUCCUUGGUGUAGUCAAACUCCCAGCCAAUUAUCUUUCACUUUGAGCGCUGAAACACAGGGGCCAUCAAAUGCCGACUGUGCGUAUGAUUCUGACAACUUUGGGAGGAGGAAUUUGUUUUGCCUCUAUUACCUGUUCUUUGACCCAGGCAAAUGAACUGCUCCCCACCGUCAUCAGGGCAACAGCUUUUGGAAUCAUUGGAGUUUGCGGUAGUUUGGGAGCAGCUGUGGCUCCCCUGUUGAUGACCCUGGAGACAUAUGCUGAACCCUUGCCCUGGAUCAUCUAUGCAGCCUCCUGCGUCUUUACUAGCCUUGUUGUCUUCCUCCUUCCAGAAACCAGGAAUCAUCAACUGCCUGACUCCCUCCAAGAUAUAGAAAAUGGUGGGAAAGGCUCAAGAAAAACAGAGCUGGAAGAUCCCUCCAUCAAAGUGACACACUUCUAA